Molecule: messenger RNA, 1986 nt
Organism: Octodon degus (degu)
Lineage: Eukaryota; Metazoa; Chordata; Mammalia; Rodentia; Octodontidae
Gene: Dync1li1
Product: dynein cytoplasmic 1 light intermediate chain 1
Exons: 11
Coding region: 110-1579 (489 amino acids)
Biological process (GO): microtubule cytoskeleton organization; microtubule-based movement
Cellular component (GO): centrosome; cytoplasmic dynein complex
Molecular function (GO): dynein heavy chain binding
Source: RefSeq, a predicted model, not a curated record
CGCGAGCUGCAAACCCCAUAUCCGGGUUCCCGCCGCCGCCGCCGCCGCCGCCGCCGCCGCCGCCGCCUCGCUCAUUGAGCCUUACCGGGAGUGGUGAUUCCCAGCCAAGAUGGCGGCCGUGGGACGAGUCGGCUCGUUCGGUUCCUCUCCGCCGGGAUUAGCUUCGACUUCUGCGGGCGGACCUUUGGCCAACGAGCUAGCGUCCGGCAACGGCGGCGCUACAGCCGGCGACGACGAAGACGGGCAGAACCUUUGGUCAUGCAUCCUCAGCGAGGUCUCCACCCGCUCGCGCUCCAAGCUCCCCGCGGGGAAGAACGUGCUACUCUUGGGUGAAGAUGGAGCUGGAAAAACAAGCUUAAUAAGAAAAAUUCAAGGAAUAGAAGAGUAUAAGAAAGGAAGAGGAUUGGAAUAUUUGUACUUAAAUGUACAUGACGAAGACAGGGAUGAUCAAACAAGAUGUAAUGUAUGGAUCUUAGAUGGAGACCUGUAUCAUAAAGGGCUCCUUAAAUUUUCCCUGGAUGCCAUUUCUCUGAAGGACACUCUAGUUAUGCUGGUUGUUGAUAUGUCAAAGCCUUGGACUGCUUUGGAUUCUUUACAGAAAUGGGCAAGUGUUGUUAGAGAACAUGUUGACAAACUGAAAAUUCCUCCUGAAGAAAUGAAAGAAAUGGAACAAAAGUUGAUUAGAGACUUCCAAGAAUAUGUGGAGCCAGGAGAAGAAUUCCCAGCUUCUCCUCAGAGAAGAAGCACCACAUCACAGGAAGACAAAGAUGACAGUGUAGUUUUACCACUGGGUGCAGAUACACUUACACAUAACCUGGGCAUUCCAAUAAUAGUAGUUUGCACAAAGUGUGAUGCCAUCAGUGUAUUGGAGAAAGAACAUGACUACAGAGAUGAACAUUUUGAUUUCAUCCAGUCAUAUAUUCGGAAGUUUUGUUUACAGUAUGGUGCAGCACUUAUUUACACUUCAGUAAAAGAAAAUAAAAAUAUAGACUUAGUAUAUAAAUACAUCGUUCAGAAACUAUAUGGAUUUCCCUAUAAGAUUCCUGCUGUUGUUGUGGAAAAGGAUGCAGUAUUUAUUCCAGCAGGGUGGGAUAACGAUAAGAAAAUAGGAAUAUUACAUGAAAAUUUUCAGACAUUGAAAUCAGAAGAUAAUUUUGAAGACAUCAUAACUAAACCACCUGUCCGAAAGGAUGCUUCACCACGUGUCCCAGGAGGCUCCCCUCGAACACCAAACAGAUCUGUGUCAUCCAAUGUUGCCAGUGUGUCACCCAUCCCUGCUGGGUCAAAGAAAAUUGACCCAAACAUGAAAGCUGGAGCUACAAGUGAAGGUGUCCUGGCAAACUUUUUCAACAGUUUAUUGAGUAAAAAGACGGGCUGUCCUGGAGGGCCUGGUGCUGGUGGUGGCAGCCCUGGAGUCGGGGCUGCAGGUGGAGGCAGUGGCUUACCACCAACUGCCAAAAAAGCAGGCCAGAAGCCUGUUAUAUCAGAUGUCCAUGCAGAACUAGACAGAAUUACACGAAAACCAGUUUCAGUUUCUCCUACGACACCUACAUCUCCUACAGAAGGUGAAGCCUCUUGAAAAUAUCAAAUAAAGCCAUUUUUUUCAACCUUCUGGGAUAAUGUAAACUUGCCUCUGCUUUUUCCUUCAGAAGUGGAAUUAGGGAUCUGGGGUGCUUUGUACAGAUGGACUAAACAUGUCUUUUUGGUUUUGGUGGCUGCCCGUUUUUAUAAAAGAAGCUAUACACAGGAAGAACCAUUCUACGUUACGUAGAAUUGCUGUUUGCAGUGCCAUUUUGCAUAAAUAAUUUUGGAUUUUGGAAAUCUCAAAAUUUAUAGACCUAAAAUACAACCAUGUAAUCGUAUGCUAUAAAGGCUAUUUAAACCAUAUCGGAGGGCUUUGGAAAGGACAGAAAAUGCAGAGUUUGGGCAUUUGACUAACUUGGAAGUCCAAACCUUGUUAAGGUUAUUAAAAUAAUUUUAUAAUUU